UUUAACAGCCUUACAUGCCAUCUUUCUCAGACAUUAGCUGAUAGAUCUAAUGACACAGCUAACUAAUUCGGGGAGUUAACCAAGUCACCACUUUGUGUUAUUGUUGUUGGCUUAUUUAUUGCCAUGACGCGUUGCUAAAUGGAGUAAAUGAUAUCAUUUCAUCAUAAAUUAUAUCAUCCAACGGAGCUCACAGAGAAUUGAGUCCACAGAGCCCACAAACGAGUCGGUGGAUCGCUCUGAAAAAAGCAUACGGAAGUGUAUGUUGCCUAGCGACAGAACGCUUAAGGCACGUCAACAUCAGGCGCUUGGGGACAACAGCUGUGAUGGCGGAGAGAAACACACUGCAAAAACUCGAUUUCAGCGCUUUAAGUCCCGAGCAGCAAGAAAAGCUGCAUCACUUCAAGGUCAAGACCCGGGUAGCUAAUGAAAAAUAUUUAAGGUCUCAUCCAGAGGUGGAAAUGUUACUAAGUGACUUCUUAAGGGGUGUGUUUCUGAAAAGGCCUACAGAUAUUCGUGAAUUUGCAGCAGAUCAUUUCAGUGACCCAGGACUGCCGAAGAAAAUCCAUGCGCAAAUGAAUAUCCAUAAUACGUGAAAAAUGUGGAUUUGUGGUGUUUUCUAAUAAAAGAGCGUGACUGUCAUGAUCCCUCCA
Messenger RNA from Labeo rohita (rohu), 650 nucleotides. Its product is annotated as RIIa domain-containing protein 1-like. The transcript has 5 exons. The coding region runs from base 324 to 593 and encodes 89 amino acids. The record is from RefSeq and is a predicted model, not a curated record. Lineage: Eukaryota; Metazoa; Chordata; Actinopteri; Cypriniformes; Cyprinidae.